GGCAUAUUCCAGACAAACUACCAACCCAUCCAUAAACCACCAACAAUCAUCGUUCACCCAAUCACAACCUCAAGAUGCCAACAAUUCAGAUGGGCUUCUCAACCCGUCUUUUGACGUUCGGCCUGCUCCUCAUUGCUCUGGUGGCCGGCACUUUUGCCGCUCCUUUGAGUGUCGACCACGAAACCGCCCUUCCGCCCACGGAAGCUCCUCCUCCCCGCCCCGGACCUACUAUAAACAUACAAAGAAGCACCAAUGCAGAAUAUCUGGAGGUCGACAUGACGAUUUUGAACCAAGCUUCCUCAGGGGACUUGUUCAUCAGGAACGCCCAUCUCAACUGGGGCAAGUGGUUCGAAUACCCACACACAGGCGACCAGCUUUCCCACGCCCAAGUGGAAGCCAAAUCCGCCAGCCCAAACGGCGGAUCGAUGGUCGUGGCCUCAUCCGGUAGAGCCUGGACCCCUACCGGCACCGAGGGCCACUUCGACAUCUACCAUGGCGACACCAAGGUGUGCCAUGUCUACUGGGAUUGUCCAUGGAGUCGCAGAUCUAAUUCCUUUGAGAUUUCCGAAGUUGAUGAUAAUUAUGCGGUUGAAGCCACUGGUGGAAGUUUGAACAAGGGUCCGCUGGGAUCUAUUACUAUCGAGGUGGUAAAAACUGGUGAGGGAGAAUGAGCCAGAUGCGUUUUGGGGUGCACCUAGGUAGAGGUGGUUGAUUAGGCGGUUUGCUGUGGAGGAGAGGAGGAAGCGAGUUCAGAUGGCUCGGCUAUGGGUAAAGAGGGAGAAGGAGAUCUUCGGUGGGUGACAGUUUUGAUUAGAGACCCUGAUUGAUGAGCUUAGCGUUUGAAGCAUUUUGGUUUUCUGGGGGGUGACAGAGGCCUCGUAAGUGUAUGAUUUGGUAGUCUAGUCACCUAAAUUCGAUGGAUCAACCGC
Messenger RNA from Neurospora crassa OR74A, 929 nucleotides. Its product is annotated as hemolysin. The record is from RefSeq and is a predicted model, not a curated record. The transcript has 2 exons. Gene Ontology annotation, biological process: symbiont-mediated hemolysis of host erythrocyte. Lineage: Eukaryota; Fungi; Ascomycota; Sordariomycetes; Sordariales; Sordariaceae. Bases 75 to 671 code for a protein of 198 amino acids.